Molecule: messenger RNA, 3248 nt
Organism: Drosophila ficusphila
Lineage: Eukaryota; Metazoa; Arthropoda; Insecta; Diptera; Drosophilidae
Gene: Tnpo-SR
Product: transportin-3
Biological process (GO): protein import into nucleus
Cellular component (GO): cytoplasm; nuclear membrane
Molecular function (GO): small GTPase binding
Source: RefSeq, a predicted model, not a curated record
GCGCUUACUCCUUGUGUUAUCGAUUCACGGGAUGUACGCACUCAGCCAUCGCUAAUAAAGUAUAAUAAUAAUUAAGAAAAUUUAUGCGCUGAUUCUAGCUGCCGGUGAAAUGGAUACGUACUCGGUGGACGUGGUGUACCAAGCAAUAAGCGCCCUCUUUCAGGGGAACAACCCCAAAGAGCAGGAGAAGGCGAACAAAUGGCUGCAGGACUUCCAGAAGUCGAUCUACUCGUGGACGAUUGCGGACGAGCUGCUGCACCAGAAGCGAGAUCUGCACGCCAACUACUUUGCAGCGCAGACGAUGCGCAACAAGAUCCAGAACUCCUUCAGCGAACCCCCCCACACGCACGAAUCCCUGCGGGAUUCCCUUAUCACACACAUCGGUCAGAUCGACGAACAGACUGACAAUGUGAUCGUGACGCAGCUCAGCUUGGCGGUGGCUGACCUGGCCCUGCUGAUGGCCAGCUGGCAGGAGCCGAUCAACGAUCUCCUGGUGACUCUAGCCCCACAUCCCUCCGCCACUUGGCCUUUGCUGGAGGUGCUGAAGGUUCUGCCUGAGGAAAUAGACUCGCGGUACCUGCGGCUGGGUGCCAACCGGCGGGAGGAGGUGCACAAGCAGCUGGACGCCAGCGCCGAGUGCGUCCUAAAGUUCCUGUGCAUGUGCCUACAGCGGGAGGAUCUUGACCAGCAGCGCGUUUGGAAUGCCGCGCUGCGCACCUACAGCGCCUGGCUGGUGAUCCACGCCUUUCCCGUCUCGCAUGUGUACAACAACGCCCUCACCCAGCUGGCCUUCCGUUUGCUCUCGCAGCCGGAGACCGCUGGCAAACUGCACGACAACGCCACCGAAUGCGUGUGCGCCUUGCUCUCCUGCAUGAACACCAGCCGCAAUGGCGCCAACGAAUCGGAGUCCUCCGUCGAGGCACAGAUCUUUGGGGCCGUGUGCAUGCUGGAGACGCCUUACCACUUGAGUGUGGCCCACGAGGACACCGACAAGACCAUCAAUUACUGUCGGAUAUUCACGUCGCUGUGUGAUGCCUUCUUCUACGAUCUACUGGCCGAUCCCCAGAAGCCACACUACUGCCUGAAGGGACUGGACCUCGUGCUGCUGUGCGUCGGCCACUUUGACUACGAGGUGGCCGAGAUCACCUUCCACCUGUGGUACAAGCUCAGCGAGGAUCUCUUCCAGCGCAACGACGACAAGCUGACGGCACUAUUCCGGCCGCACAUUGAGCGGCUGAUUAGUGCCCUGUUCCGCCACUCGCAGAUGGAGAGCGACCACGAUGGUCUUAUCGAGGAGAACAACAAUUUCUAUGACUUUCGACGCAAGGUAUCAGAUCUGAUAAAAGACGUGGCCUUUAUUGUGGGGUCUGGAGCCUGCUUCAAGCAAAUGUUCCACAUCCUGCAAACACCAGAAACUACGUGGGAAUCCACGGAGGCGGCCCUGUUUAUAAUGCAAAAUGUGGCCAAGAACAUCCUGCCAGAUGAAAACGAGGUAAUACCCAAGGUGGUGGAGGCCAUCCUGAACAUGUCGGAGCAAACGCACAUAGCAGUUCGCUACACGGCAAUCCUGCUGAUCGGCGAGCUGUGCGACUGGAUUGAAAACCAUCCGGAGUCCUUGGAGGCGGUGCUCAACUUUCUGCUCUACGCUCUGCAGCAGAAGAACGGCUUGGCCCCAGCUGCGGCCAUGGCAUUGACUUCGAUCUGCUCCGCCUGCCGUCAGAAGAUGGUGUGCCACAUCAGCGGUCUGGUGGAGAUCGCCCGCAGCCUGGACAGCUUUCAGAUCAACAACGAUGUGGCCAUCGGAUUGCUCAAGGGCAUUUCCCUGAUUCUGACCCGCCUGCCGCGAGAGCAACUGCAGCCCGCUCUGCGGGAGAUCGUUGGCUUCCAGCUGCAGCCACUGGCUCAACUGGUGGAGAGCAGUGCGGCUGGCGUCCAGAAAGGAGAGCGCAGCGAUCCCGUUUACUGGAUAGACAGAGCCUGUGCCAUCAUCCGGCACACGAAUCCCGACGUGCCCGACACCGUGGAGCAUCCCACGGUGGCCAUUCUGAACGACGCCUGGCAGCUGAUAUCGCGCGUGAUGGACAAGUACCAGAGCGACCUGCGCAUCAUGGAGCGCACCUGCCGGCUGAUCCGCUACGGCAUCCGGAUGGUGCGGAAGCAGGCGGUGCUGCUGGUGGAGCCGCUGAUCAAGCAAAUGGUCUUGCUGUAUGCGGUGCAGCACCACAGUUGCUUCCUCUACGUGGGCUCCAUUCUGGUGGACGAGUUUGCCAAGUCGAACGAGUGCAUUGGCGGACUGCUGGAGAUGCUGCAGGCCUUUAUCGAACCCACCUUCGGUCUGCUGCAAAUGGAGAAUGGCCUUAAAAACAACCCCGACACCGUGGACGACUUCUUCCGACUGGCCUCCCGCUACUUGGACUGCUGUCCGCAGCAGCUGCUCCAGAGCAGCCUCAUCACACCGAUCUUCCAGUGCGCCCUGAUCGCCUGCUCGCUGGAUCACCGCGAGGCGAACUCCUCGGUGAUGAAGUUCUUCAUCAACCUGUUGGUUUGGGGCAGGACGAACAGCCACAGCCGGAAUGCCGAGUGCCGUCCCUUGGUGGUGGAACUGGCCAACCAGCACGGUGGAGCCUUAGUGAUGAACCUGAUUCAGGCGUCGGUCUUCCAGCUGCACUCCUACAUGCUGGUGGACGUGGCCGAGGUCAUCCACGAACUGAAGCAGGUGGUGGGCAACGAACGGAUGCAGCCGUUUCUGGCACAGGCGCUGGAGGCGCUGCCCAAGAAGAACAGCGGUGGCUACGUGACGGCUACGCAGCAGCAGCUGGAUGAAUUUAGCAGUACGGUGCUCAGGGCGGACACGACGAAAGCAAUUUCGCAAGCUUUGAAAACCUUCACGCGACUCUUCCGCUGAACAGAUGGAAGCUGGGACUGUAUUUGGUUGAUUCUGUACAUUUUGAAUGAUGUAUGUCAUGUUUCAAGGGCGCUAACAAUUUGUUUAAAACGCACGUACCCCUCUAUUUAUAAUAUAGUUGAAUCGAUUGUGUGACGUCAUAAGUUAUAAAUAAUUCGCAUUGUACAUUUUGAGUGCGGUCAUAAGAUCCUCACAGCAAAUAGGAAUAAGUUAAUCAUAAAGUAGUGCACUCGUAAAUCUAAGUUUAAACCCCAAAAUGACUCAGAAAAAAGCAUACGCAAAAAACAAACCAUUAAAUAUACAUAUACCAUUUAGUGUUUAAUGACUAAAUCUGACAGACAAA